Agelaius phoeniceus (red-winged blackbird) is the source of this 2046-nucleotide messenger RNA. RefSeq names its product cerebellar degeneration related protein 2 (gene CDR2). NCBI's taxonomy places the organism in Eukaryota, Metazoa, Chordata, Aves, Passeriformes, Icteridae. The record is from RefSeq and is a predicted model, not a curated record.
AUGCUGGCCGACAGCCUGGUGGAGGAGUUCGAAAUCCGCGAGGAUGAGCCCUGGUACGACCAGCAGGACCUGCAGCAAGAUCUUCACCUUGCUGCUGAGCUUGGCAAGACACUCCUGGACCGUAACACUGAACUAGAAGAAUCCUUGCAGCAAAUGUAUGCAACAAAUCAAGAGCAAUUGCAGGAGAUUGAGUACCUCACAAAGCAAGUGGAGCUCUUGCGGCAGAUGAACGACCAGCAUGCCAAAGUCUAUGAACAGCUGGAUGUGACAGCCAGAGAACUGGAAGACACUAAUCAAAAACUGGUUGCAGAGAGUAGAGCUUCACAACAAAAGAUAAUAAGCUUGACAGAGACUAUUGAAAGUCUGCAAACACACAUAGAUGACCUGCAGCGACAAGUGGAAGAACUGAAGAAGCCUGGACGAGGCCGGGUGAGCCAGGAGAGAUCUGAGCAGCCAAGAUCAAUGCACAGCUUCUCAUGCUUGAAGGAGCUCUACGACCUCCGCCAGUAUUUUGUUUACGAUCACGUCUUUGCAGAAAAGAUUACUUCGAUGGACAGUCAGCUAAGUCCUCUAGAAGAAGAAAAUGAGAAGUUGAAGAAGGCAGUGACAGUUCUGCAAGCCCAGCUGAACGUGGAGAAGGAGAAGAGGGUGAGCAUGGAAGAGGAAUACAGUCUCAUGGUGAAAGAGAACUGCGAGCUGGAGCGCAGGCUGGUCGACACAGACGUGUACCGGGCUCGGGCGGAGGAGCUGGAAGCAGAAGUAGCUGAAAUGCGACAGAUCCUUCAGUCUGAAAACACGCUCCAUAACGCAGAGAAAUUGGUGCCAGAAUCCUUUUUCAUUUCAUUCAAGGAAUCUCUAGACAGGGAGCUUGGUCAGAGCCUGGCAGAUGAUGGACUUGUGACAGUAUCAGAGCUUGAGAAGAAGGCACUGAAACGGAGCAGCAGCGAGAGCCUCCUGAGCAGCGCGGCCGGGGCAGACAUCCUCAGGGGCCAUGAAGAAACCUGCAUCAGGAGAGCUGAAGCUGUGAAGCAGCGAGGGAUCUCUGUACUCAAUGAAGUUGAUGCUCAGUACAAUGCUUUGAAAGUGAAGUAUGAGGAACUUUUGAAGAAGUGUCAGAUGGAUGAAGAUUCUUUGAAACACAAGGCUGUACAAACACUGAAGCAGUAUUCCAAAGACCUAAACGUGGGGAACACCCAGUAUGAUCUUUCAGCUAGCAAUCAAGAAUUCACAAUUGCUGAGCUAAGUGACUCUUCCACAAAUGCUCCCCCUGAAUACAAAGCACUAUUCAAGGAGAUUUUUAGCUGUAUCAGAAAAACAAAAGAAGAAAUAGAUGAACAUAGAGCAAAGUACAAGAGUCUCUCCUCUCAGCCGUAACCUUAUCUAUUAGUCAAGAAAACACUUCAUAUGAAUGUCAGAAGACCCCUUAAACUGAUGUGUUUCUUAAGCACUCAAAAUGAAUGUUUUGGAUAGGCUGGUAGCCCUGUAGUUAACAAGCUAGUUAGUUAUCAGCUAGAUUCCCCGUUCCUGUGUAGCAGUAGAUUUCAUGUUUAGCACUGUCACACAAACCAGUGGUUGUAAAGCAAACAAACAUCAUAGCUUUAUGCUACACUACUACUUCAUAUUACACUUCAUCUCUGGCCAGAGCAGUGACUGGAACUUGUUUCCUUAGUCCACUUCAGAAAUACUAGAGCUAAGAUCUCUGAAUGUCUCACAAGAACCAGACUCAAGCUCUCCUUUGGUUCACAGGGAUGAUCUAGCCCUGUGAUACACUGAUGGAGAAAAUGAACAAAAGCAAAGCCCCGACCAGUCCCAAGGGCAGCAUUUCCUCAGCUCCAGGAGGGGAGCAGUCCAGCUGAUCUUGCUUUGGCAGGGUGGUGGAAAGCUGUGCUUGCUUUAAGCUAAUACCACGUUUUCACAAUCACUAAGCUCUCCCACAGAUUAGCAUAAAUGUCUUUCUACUAAGAAAGGAUUUGAUGUAAAGUUUGUGUGGCUUUUUAGAUACGGUUUCCUUUGUAGGGCACUUUGUCUUGAGGCAAGAUACUGUGA